This is a messenger RNA of Rotaria sp. Silwood1, 231 nucleotides long. The record is from the annotation of a GenBank genome assembly. NCBI's taxonomy places the organism in Eukaryota, Metazoa, Rotifera, Eurotatoria, Philodinida, Philodinidae.
AUGGCUUCAAUGAAUUAUUGCUUCACUAUUUGUCGUGCAGCUGAAGAAAAAGUUCAACAAAAAAAUCAUUCGAAUUCAGCAUCAUCAGCUAUUGAUGUUCCGAAUCCAUCAUCACCUAAUACCGGUGCUUAUUUCUUCGGAAAGUUUUUUUCAUUUGGUUUAUCACCACCCGCAUCAGCAAUCGAUAAUUCAUUACUUUCCAAAGCAACGAAUCUUAAUGAUAAUAUUUAA